AUGGAGCACCAAUCAUUGCCAUCCAUAAGGCAAGGUACUACAAGAGGAAAGGACGGCUUGGCCUUGGGCCCCGGUCCAUUUGUUACAGCACUGGAGUAUGCUACUGACACCAAAGCCACCGUGGUUGGGAAACCGGAGAAGACUUUCUUCCUGGAGGCCUUGAGGAGCACAGGCUGCAGCCCAGAGGAGGCCGUCAUGAUCGGAGAUGACUCCAGGGAUGACAUCGGAGGGGCACAGAACACCGGAAUGUUGGGCAUCCUAGUUAGAACAGGAAAAUACAGAGAAGGAGAUGAACAGAAAAUAGAGCCGGCGCCACACCUGACCUGUGCAAGUUUCCCGGAAGCCGUGGAUCACAUCUUAAAGGAUCUGCUAUAA
This is a messenger RNA of Staurois parvus, 375 nucleotides long. The record is from the annotation of a GenBank genome assembly. NCBI's taxonomy places the organism in Eukaryota, Metazoa, Chordata, Amphibia, Anura, Ranidae.